CCGGACAUACAUGGCGCGCGCAUGCGAUAUCGUGCACGUAGUAUCCACUCAAUGAACACAGGACGAACAACGUAUUGAAAAUUGUGCUGACAGUUACGAAAUAAUUUUGUAAAAAUGGCGUCAAAUUGUCCAGAUCAAGAAAUUUGCCAACAAUGGUUUGAGUCUUUGCAUUUUUCAAGAGUGAUUUUAACCGCACUUAGAAUAUCUGUUCCCGACUGUUGGAAAGAAUAUUCUACUGGCGGAGUUGAUUUGAUUGUUCGGGAUCACGCCUACAUUGCGAGUUCAGGACCAGAACUAGCCGCUUUUCCUGCUCAUCUAUGGACACAGUUUGGCAAGUAAAACUGAACAAUAAUGGAUAAGUAAAAUGUUCAAUUCGGAAUCCUUGUUCUUUCAAUUUGAACUCCGUAUAGCAGAGAGAGAAUAAUCCAAAAAUGGAUCCCGAUUUGCCAAACCGCCCUUCAUGCCCUUCCAUAUGGUCGAAACGGUGUCAUCUUGUUAGACCAACAACCGGUGAAAGACAGCAAGGUUGGGGUUUUUCGAAAAGUAGAAAUUUUGACCGCAGAGGCAAAGCCAUAAACUCAAGCAGGCCUAUUCAUAGUACAAACUGUAUCAGGAAGCCCCCGUCACUCCUAAGGCUAAGCAGUACGGGAGAUACAGUGGACGAGACGGCAGAUUUCUCGAGUUUUCAACCGUCGACUCUGCGCAGAAGUAAGUCAAGUUUUCGGGGGCCGGGUUUUUGGGGGAACAUCGCAAAGGUAGCUCGUUCAACGAACGUUUCGAGUUCUCGACUCUUGACGGCCAAGGGUUUUACCAGGGAAUCCCCUGUAGAAAUGGCUGGGGAAGUAGAUCUCAGCAUUUUGAUGGAGAAAUUCGACAGUUCACCCAGCAAAAUGGAGAGAUUGGGACCACUUGAGAAUGACAUUGACAGUGUGCCUGUAGUGGCAUACCCCCUAGAAGGUGGCCUGCGAGGAUUUGUGAAAGAAGGGAUUUAUCACCCAUUUGCCAGAAAUCCAUCCCAUCAGGUUAAAAUGCCAAGGCAGGCUAACCCAGCUGUUGUAGAAACACGGUCAUCUUCUGUUCAUACUUUUCCUGUUUGUAAUGGUGGUCCCUUCUGGCACCCACACGGUCGCCAACACCCCCACCCCUACUUCAGCAGGAAUCACUUCACACCCAACCAAAGACGUAACUUCACAAUGGCAUCCGUGCAGUUUUGGCAAGGCCCCUCAUCCCAUAUUGCGGCAGUUUCAUCACUGGACACUCCCAUUCUGCAGUGUGAGAGCCAUCGUCGCAGGUGCCUGAGUGCUCAGAUAAGGGAGUCUGCAGUGUUGCGCAAUUGGAUUGCUGACCCGAGCACCCGUUCACAGUUUAUCAAUACAGAGACCAUUGCCGCCCGUCUUGUGCAGAGUCAUGAUGCCGACAAGUUUCAAAGUCAACAUACAUGUACAGGCCAUCAUGCUGGCAGAAACUCCAUGAUGCAAAGUGCAUGUAGGACUCAGAUGACUCAACACAGCCAAAACCGUAACAAAGCCACUGGGUGUGUGUACACAGGAAAUGCUCAUCAAGCACACCGGCGGCCUCUCACUACUACAAGUACCGGUAUAACACCAAAACAAAGCUGUUACAGUCCAAAGAAGUCAGUAAAACAACCUGUGUCAAAGUGCUUUUCAAGAGACAAACUAAAACACCCAGAUGGCAAGACAGCUAAACUGAGUGACCAACAAGCUGAGAAACCCCACAAAGUGUACAAGCCGGAAACACCUGUUGGUGUGCUUGAUCAUGUUACUGAUGAGGUGAAAGAUUUGAAAAUUCAAGCGAAGAGUGAUCAAGGAGGAGGAAUCCCUGAAUCUCGGGACAAAACUUGUCUAAACGAUGGUCAUGCUUGUACAUGUGGUUUGCAAAGUCAGACAUGUGUUACAUCAUCCGUUGACUGUAAGCACCAUGAAAUGAGUCCAUAUACAACAGCUGGCAGGGUUCCGCCUGACUUAACAGGGCCAAAGUCUGCCGAUAAUGAAACCAGCCCAUUUAGAGAUACGUGUCAUGGUUUAAUGGCACGGUCUCUUUCUGGUGGGAAAAGCCACCUGCUCGAACCGGACGAGGGUUGUGUAGCGUUUCUAGAUGAAUUGCCUGCUUUGGAAAAGACAUGUCUGACGUCUGAGGAUGAUUACUUGGAUGAAGGAGAAACACGGCAAAAUCACCAAAAUGCUGUCAGUGGAUUAUCUCCCUCAAGUCCUGCCACCAAGUCACCUCCGGAACUACCACAGACUUGUGGAUCUCAGCCAUCAGAACCUGAGGAUGAACUGUCCCAGAAUCGGAAGCCGCUUCACUCGUCUUUGGCAUUUCUCCUUGCUGGGGUAACUGAUGGGGACAAUGAUUUCUCUGACUCGGACUGGGACUCCGCUGGUUCAUCGCCGCCCUCUGACUCCUGGGACUUCCUCAAGUGCUGUGAUGACCCCUACAACCCGCUGUAUGGCUGGCGGUGUGCCCGCCGUUGUGAGCAAGGGGAUGUGGAGCAGGGUGCCGAGUCCAAGCUUGACUCGCCUUCGGGUGGGGACGAUGAACGUGACUCUGGGAUCUCGUCACUGCAGGCCCAUCAAGAUGAUGUGGCAGAGAUCAGCCCUGCUGAGUCUGAGUCGUGGGAUGAAGCUGAGCCCAGCUUCGAGUCCGAGUCCACCAGUUGGUGCCAACAGAUUGAGUCACUGCAUGCAAAAAGUGAAUGCCCGAAUUCAUCAAAUGAUUCGAAUCACAGCUCUGUCCCAGACAGUCUCCAAUCUUCCAAUGAAAAUCAUGCUGCAUCAGACUUGUCUGUCCAACAUUGUGAAGUGCAAUCAAAAGUCCAAGACAAUCCUACGACAUCACUAUCCUGUCUAUCCAAAACUGAUGGUCCACAAUCCAUUUCACCUGAUGAAGUGAAAUCAGGGAAAAUCCUACCACCGCGAAAAUGCAUCUUUGAACCAGAAAAGCUUCAUCCUUCAGUUCUCUUCAUACUUGGCGUGGGUGAGUCCGACUCGGACACAGAUUGCGAAGACGACGAUGAUGACGAUUUUGAUAAUUGUGAGUCGGGCAGCGACGACAGUGCCUGGAGUUCCCUCCAGCCUUGCUUUGACCCCUACAGCCCGCUGCAGGGCUGGAGGUUUCAUCUGACAACCCCAGAAAAACUCCAGGAGGUGAAUGCCGCGUACAACAAACUUGCACCUGUGAAAGAAACCUCUUCCGCAAACCUUUCCACUUCAGAGGACGACCGUGGAAACUCCUGUUCAGGCCAGACCCUUAAUCAGUUUUCAGCAAAGAAUGAUGCAAGGCCCAAACUGAAGCGAGCAUCAAGUACUGGCUGUCUGUGGGUUCCAUGUGAUGGCAGUGGACCAGGCAGACCAUCUCAAAACAAGAAGGUACAUUUCUGUGAAGAGGCACCGAUGGUGAUCAGCUUUGAGGUACCAUCUUGGAGCAGCGAGUACAGUGAUAGCCGCCGUGGCCCCUGGCAGGAGAUGGCACGCGACCGCUGCCGCUUCAUGGACCGUAUCCGCAGCACGGAGGACAAGAUAGGGCACGUCUUCGCGCCGGACCACCGCCUCAAAGUGCAGCAGCGACUGCAGACCCAAGUUGCCUAAGAAGUUCAAACUAAGUUUUUUUCAUUCUACAUGUAGCUUUCUUUUUAACGUGUUCAUCAGAUUUUGUCCAAAUUCAUUGUCUCCAGACAUUCAGAUAAAUUAUUAAUAUCCAACAAAUGAGGCCUGUGAAUGUGACAAACAAAGUCUUCCUUCAUUACAGAGUUAAAGAAGAGGGGCCCAAAUUAGCCUUCAUACCCCAAUGAGCAAGUACAUGUACUUGUUUCCACACAAGGCUCAUAUUUUUAGUCUGCAGAAGGCGAACAAGUUUAACCCCAGAAGUUGUUUGGAGUUCUGACACAAAUCGACAGAAUACUGAAAUACAUGUACCCUGUCCUUAUUUUAGCUUAAAGUUAGAAGUGUGCAUUCAGUAUGUGGUCUGCCAUAAGUUGACGCUGAUUUUUUUUUUCAGCGGUCACCAGUGCCAGUCAUGGUUGCCCCCUCACUAAGCAUAUUGUUGGGGCAUUUUUUAAAUUUACGGGUGCAAGAUACAUGUACAUGUUCCGUAUUCUACAGAUUCAAACCUGUUUCCCAACUUUCAAUAAUAGCAUCAACGGCAUUCAACAAAAUUAAAGUGCCGAGGUUAUGAGCAAAUUUAUCUGCCUAAUUUUUCUAGCUACAUGUUUUAAAGUAUCAAGCCAAGUAGAGAUUUUUUUCCUUCAUUUAAUUUUGCCUAGCACUUUUAGUUGGAUAACAAAGCCCAGAACUUGUAUUACACAAAUUUGUGUCGCCUGGGUAUGGACUGUUGAAUGUUCUGCUUUACAAAUGACAAUAUACAUGUAAGUUCAGAGCACAUGCACUCGGAGUACAUUGCACCACCAGUCUCUGUAAGCCUUUAUCAUGAUGCUGCCAUGUUUGUCUUGUUCCCUCUAAACUCAUUGGAAAUAGAUAAACAACUUCAUAUACAAAUGAUCAGGUUUUGGUUAGGUGUACAUUGCUUUGAAUGGUAGAAAAGCAAGAUGCCUGCCCCAUGAUAGAAGUCCAUACUCCCCCCAAAAAAUUGACAUGCCUGACAUGACAUGAUACAUGUACAUACAGGUACCGGGGUAAUAACAGUUCAUAAUGCAACCAGUAUUGUCAUACCCUGGUGUAUGACACUUGCUGUGUGCAAUGAAAUUUGUUAUGUGCACAAAGCUUUAUCACCUCACAAAUGGUUCAAGGUCAGGCAAAAAUCAAUGGACAGUGUAUGGAUAUAUUGCAUGAUUUGGCAGAAAUGUAAGGUCAUUUUGAGGGAUAUGCUACUGUUGAGUUGGUAGAGAGCUGUUAUAGAUAUUAGCACUUCACACUAUGUUCAUGGUCAUGGAAUGACCUAGUCUGUUUAAAUUUGAAAAGAUGCUUGUGUCUAUGACACAUGGGCAGAUUGGCAUACAUGUAUCUGAUGGGCAAUUAUUCAUGCAUGAGAUCCUCUCUUGACCUUCAAAUUUUGACUAAUCAACAGCCAUUUGCUAUGAACCCGUAUUGGGAAACGCAAAUAAGAAAACGUGCUUGACUAACAUGUAUGUAGUAGGGGUCAGAUGAAACCUUUCCAGCAAUCAGUAACUUCUAGCCCAAUAUGGGCCAUAUGACAUCACUUAAACUCUGCGUGGUUACAAUGUAGCUGUAUGCAUAUAAAUCAGACAGUACAUGUACAUGUAAUUAUUUACCCAGAUACUCAGACUGUGGUUGACCCAUUGCCCUCUUGAAAUAUUCUCCUGUACAUGUACCUGUAUAGGCAUCUGAGUUUUUGGUGUUGGUACUUUUCGGGGAGAAGUGUCUUUAGCUAUGUUUUGCAGAAUAUUCCGGGCUGUCUCUUGGCAUAUCCACUCAAUUACAUUAUAGCUGCCUUGUGUGGUUUUUUGGCAGUCUGUGUUUUUACAUACAUGUAUCACCUACAGGACCAUAGGCUUAUGUAUCAAUGGGUGCAGCAAGGUCACAGUCUGAGUACCAGACGUCCGUGGGAUUUUUCCUUUGCAUGUUUCCUCCACAUUCAUGUUGCACACAUAUGCGAAUGUUACUGGUUGUCAUGAAAUGCUUUUGUUCUCUCGUUGAACAACAAUGUGCAUUGUAUUUGGGUUAACAAUCAUGAGUAUGACUUGGUCUGUGAAAAUGAGUCAUCAUUAGACGAUGAGUUUCAUGUUGCAGGCUUGGAAUUUCAUUCUGGAUAAUGACCCUGUGUGUUCGCUACAUUCCUAAAUGCUUUUCUGCAAUGUCUGCAGUUUUCAUCAAGUAAUUUCAUUGAGGAAUGUCGAUACAUUUACGUGUACAUGUACAGGUGCAUGCACCAGUCCUCCUCAGGUUAGGUUUUUCUGUAUAAAGUAAGUAUGGCUUUCAAAGCAAAUUGGCAUUUUAACAGGAUUACUGUGAAUCAAAGCCAAUCACCAGCUAUGCCACCUGUAUACUGUACAUGUGCACAGUGUGUGUGUAUGCUAUGCUGUACGUGUGCACAUGCACAGUGUACAUGUAUGUAUUGUCUAUCUACAUGUAGUGCUCUGUCGCAUCCCCUGUCUGGAGUUGUUUCCAAAAUGAUGCAAACACACAGUUAGCUAUUCAGCAUACCGGAUUUGGCUCAUUGCCAGACCUUUGGUGGGCGAGGAAAUCUAUCGGGAAUUAAUUUUCUGUGAAGCUCCCAGACUUUCUCCCAACUAACAGUGUGUAGUAAUCAGUGGGAUUCCCUUUGUAAGUUUGGACAUUUUGGGGUGUUGAUAUACAAAAAGGGGCUGCAUUCUUCAGUCCCAAGCCAUUAUGGAACCCUUGGAUGGAAAUACACAGUGUAGUGCUUCCUUGAAAUGGAACUGUUGGCAGAAUGGCAGCAAACUCAUCUGAUCACAUGUAUUUGAAUAGCAUUUGCUCCAUUUCUUUAAGGGUUAUUAUCAUGUUCCUUAUUCACCUACAUGUACAUGGUUAUUCAUGGUUGGUUUUAUUAUGACAGUCGACCAAGUAGACACAUGCAGAAAUAUUGUUCAUUCUCUAACUGCAGCCUAAAAACCUUACACAGUGCAUUACUAGUUCCUUGAAUCUGCACUCACUCUGCUUUGGGACUGUUUUCUCUUAGUAAAAGGCUCUGCACAGUAGACAGUAACUGCAAUUACAGUACAUGUUUGUAUGUGAAAGUAAAUGCAAGGUCAAGGCCAUAGGGUCAUUUCUUUUUUUUGCCUGUUUGAAAUCCCAGGGGCUGGAGUUGUUUUUCUGUACAAUGUAAGUUUUACAUGUAGCCAUGCAUGGACCAUACACAUACAUGUACAUGUACACAGUACACAUCCUUGCUCCUAAUAUGUUUGCUGUAUUUGAGAGUACAACUAUUGACUGUAAUCCUUACUGGGGUGUAUUUAAUCCUUUAAUCAGGGCUUUUAUUUAAACCGUUGAGUUUGGAAUUUUUAAAGCUUUUAAAGCAGUGUGAUUUUUAUUAUAAAUUUGAGGCAACAAAUCCUGUAUAUAGUACAUAGCGCAAAAUGCAUGAUAUAAGUGUGGUUCUGUAAAUGCUGCACAUGUAUAUCAUAUAAAUAAAUAAUUUUCUCAAAAGUGA
Molecule: messenger RNA, 7104 nt
Organism: Acanthaster planci (crown-of-thorns starfish)
Lineage: Eukaryota; Metazoa; Echinodermata; Asteroidea; Valvatida; Acanthasteridae
Biological process (GO): response to endoplasmic reticulum stress
Cellular component (GO): protein phosphatase type 1 complex; endoplasmic reticulum
Molecular function (GO): protein phosphatase regulator activity
Source: RefSeq, a predicted model, not a curated record